This is a messenger RNA of Haliotis rufescens (red abalone), 5880 nucleotides long. RefSeq names its product receptor-type tyrosine-protein phosphatase alpha-like. The transcript has 26 exons. The record is from RefSeq and is a predicted model, not a curated record. Bases 593 to 3622 code for a protein of 1009 amino acids. Gene Ontology annotation, molecular function: protein tyrosine phosphatase activity. Gene Ontology annotation, biological process: protein dephosphorylation. NCBI's taxonomy places the organism in Eukaryota, Metazoa, Mollusca, Gastropoda, Lepetellida, Haliotidae.
CUUUGGAAUGGAUGUUUUCAGGUUUUAGAGUCAAGCCAAAAACUGAUGCGUGAAUUUUGCAGAUUCCAUCCUCAGUUAACGUUCUGGCCUUACAGGAUGCAUUAUUUGAAGAAACACGAAAAUGGCAAAUUUGGUGCUCCAAGACUCCAGCAGCAGCAAAUACCUCCAUAUCAACAAUGUUACAUCUCAUAAACAAGAUCGCCACCGCAUACUGACUGCCAUGUUGCGCAUGAAAAACUGUACCGCAUGUCUGUGUUGAUGAAUGGGGUGGCGUGUGUGCAUUAUGUUGAAAAGAGACAUUUAUACAGCCUAUAAGGAUAAACAUAUUCUAUAGCGUCAAUGCAUAGUUUGUCUACAGGUGAAAGAGAUCUAGAUAGGUUGGCCUUGUUUGUUAACUUAUGUUUGUUCGUUGUUCACCAGGUCCCUCGGAAUCUGAACAAAUGUCAAACGAGCCACCUUAAAUGCAAACAACAGCUGAAUAUCUGUCGAGAUUUGAAAUACACACUGACAUUGAUCAUGUGAACUUUAACUGUCACACAUAAUUCCCUUCCUGGUUGCCGACACCUGUAGUUACAUUGAGAACGAAUGCGGUAUGGUCAUGUGUGAAAUAUCCGACAUGGGUUUGGUCUGGAUGGGACUGCUUGUGGUCUGUGUCACUUUUACACUCACUGAUGCUGAGUGUCACUGUAAUACCACGGACGCCUGUGACGUGUUCCCCUCUACUCCCUGUAGCCAGGUCGGCAGUACAGACAGAUGCCAGGAAGGAUGGUUUGGUUCGUACUGUCAGAAACAAAAUAUUGCGUUGAGGAGAACAUGCAUCCAGAGUAGUACAUUGUCAGAUGCAAAUAACUACGGAGCAGGACUUGCUGUAGAUGGUAGAGCCACCACAAAUGCCAAGAGCACGCAACUAACAUGUGCUCAUACACGCAAUCAGACAGAGCCCACCUGGACUGUGAACCUGAAAACAUCACGUCCAGAAAAGAUACAACACAUCAGACUCUAUCUACGUGACGACCUACAGGAGAGAAGCAACGGCAUGGCGAUAUUUGUGGGCAGCCAGAUGUGCUACAACUGGUCAUCAACUGAACAUCCUCCUCCUAUAGCUAACGUCACCUGCCAUCAACCAUUGACAAUUGACGUUGGCAUUAACGUCACAAUACGGAUACCUGGUGACCUGAAAUUCCUUACUUUAUGUGAGGUGCAGAUAUUUGUUUGCAGUAACGGGUGGUUUGGAGAAGAGUGUGACAAACAGUGUCGAUGUCAAAAUAGAACUGACAUAUGUGAUAAGAUCACUGGUCACUGUGCUGGUGGAUGCUCCCCGGGAUAUAAUGGUACCGACUGCCUUACAGCAUGUCAAGAUGACUCCUAUGGUAUCAACUGUGCCUCCCAGUGUGGAAACUGCCUAAACGGUGUCAGCUGUGACAAGACAAACGGAACCUGUCCCGGAGGAUGUGCAGCAGGGUGGGUCAGUGAUGGCACGUGUGAGCAAGCAUGUGUCAACGGUACCUUUGGUGGCAACUGUGAAUCGCAUUGUGGAUCAUGCCUAGACGGUGAUUUGUGCGACAAGAAAACAGGGACAUGUCCCAGAGGCUGUGCAACAUUCUGGAUGGGAAACACGUGUAAAGACAGUUUCAUUGCGGGUGUAGUGGGCGGGACGGUUGCAGCUGUUUUGAUCAUCAUUGUUGUUGUGGCUAUUGUCAUUUGUAAGAAAAGGAAAAAGAGGAAAAAGGAUGACUCGAGAUUGCAGUCUUCCCUGAGUACAUUUCCUGUGGCUGCUAGUAAUGACGAACCAUCUGGGAGUAAAUCCAAACCAAGGCCACCUCCAGCUAUAGAUGAAGAUGAAGAUGAAGAUGAAGAUGCUAUGUUUUCUGUUGAGACUGAAGUUGAUGUCGGCAACGAAGCUUCCUCUGCCUACUACAACUGGAUACAACCUCACAUGGCGCUGGAUAAGCUCCAGCAGUCUGUCAAUGAGAAGAAGAAAAAGGCCUCUUUCAAAACUGAAUUUCAGACCAUCCCGUAUGGAGCAAGACAUCCACAUGAGGCUGGUAAGAAAGCAGAGAACAAGACGAAGAACCGCUUUCUUGCACUAUAUGCUUAUGAUGAUUCGAGAGUUGUGUUGGCGGAUGGAGAUGAUUACAUUAAUGCCAAUUAUAUCAUGGGACACGAUGAUACUCCAAAAUACAUAGCUACACAAGGACCCAAACCGGUGACAAUCACUGACUUCUGGCGGAUGGUGUGGCAGGAGGACGUAACACAGAUAGUCAUGCUGACCAGGCUGAUGGAGAUGAACAAGACGAAGUGUGAACAAUAUUGGCCUGAUGGGAAUAAGGCAAAAAAGUACGGACACGUUAAGGUGUUUAAUAAGAAUGUGACUGUGAGGGCUGACUACAGGAUCUACACUUUCCUGCUUCAAAAAUUCGGUGUUGAGAGAACUGUGACGCACUACCACUUCACGUCUUGGCCUGACCACGGUGUUCCCUCUGCCCCUGCCCUCGUCAACUUCUGGAGACUGGUCAAACAGGGGGACAUGGACAGGGGUCCCAUGGUGGUGCACUGCAGCGCUGGAGUAGGACGGACGGGAGCGUUCAUUGCCCUGGACUACCUGAUUGAUGAAGCUGAGAGUGAUAAAAGAGUCAACGUGUACAUGUGUGUAUGCAAGAUGAGACAGAACAGGAUGAACAUGGUGCAGAAAGCGAACCAGUACGAGUUCGUGCAUGAUGUGGUCCUGGAGGCUCUCAAUAGUCGAGGAACACACUACACUUCGUCUGAGUUUGACAAAACGUUUGGUUUUGACAAGACGUUUACAACACAGCAAGAGGGCAUACUGAAAAAUCAAUUUAAACUACUUCAAGUACAGACAUCUGACCUGACAGCAGAGACAACUUCACAUGCCUUGCUUCCAGGGAACCUGGCCAAAAACAGGAGCCGUGAUAUCCUCCCUGGAAACCAAUCACGACCCCACCUGUGUACUCCCGUUCAGAGUCGGAAUGACUACAUCAAUGCUGUGGUUUUGCCUUCUAUACUUCGGCCAUCAAGCCUGAUCGUCACACAGACCCCCCUGCCAGACACUGUGGUGGACUUCUGGAGACUGGUGUACGACCAUGACUGCUUCACCAUUGUCUGUUUGGACGACUCCAAGGAUACAGAUGCAAUGUACCCUAAAAAGAACAAAGUGUUAAAGAAUGGACCAUUCAAUGUGAUACAAGGGGCAACCAACUCAAACAAUGACGAGGCAUUCUACAACGAGAGAAAAUUAAUGCUUGCAUAUGACAAGAAGGACAGCGAGCAGUCAGUGACAUUGUUCAGUCUGCGGUCACAGGACAUGAUGUCCAACAGUGCCUCACUUCUGGAACUGAUCAACGUGGUGGACAGAAUCAUCAGCUCUGCUGACCACACAGUUCUUAUCCACUGCCAUGACGGUGCCGGAGUGAGCGGCGUGUUCUGCAGUGUCCUGAAUAUCAUCAGCAGACUGAUGCUGGACAGAGACGUGGAUAUCUUCCUCACCAUCAGGGAACUGCAGCGUAUCAGACCUCAGUUUGUACAGUCCUUCGACCAGUUCCAGCUGUGUUAUGAUGUGGUGAAGGAGUACAAUCGUUCUGCCAACGUCUACACCAAUAUGUGACACAGAAAGAGAAUUACACUGUAUUGUACAUAAACACGGAUAGUUUUUGAAUGAUGGGUGUUUUUUAACUUUGAAAGGCUUUAUCAUAAUCAUGCUUAGGCUUCAGUACUUCUUAAUUACUGGCAUAUAACCAACUUUUAUUACAUUUAAACGUCGAUUAAUCAAAAUUAUGAAUCAUCGAAAUGUUUUGAGUUAUCCAUACUACAAAGCUGAUAUGUUUGCGAGGAACCGUGGAUCGUUAUGUUAAAUUGAUAAUGACAUAUCAAGUAUUACAGUUCGAAAAGUAAACCCCUGGUCAAUAAAAUUUCAUUCAUUCACAAUGGUCCAUUUAUUGCUCACAAAUGUGUACAAUAUGCGCGGAACCCAGGGGUUAUAUCGAAAUGCAAUAAUAAACUUUCAAAGAUAAACUAAAGCCAUGUCAACUUUUAAAAAACAUUGCUCCGGUACAAUCGGAACUGAAUUAUUUAUGAUCCGGAUUAAAAAUUGCUCAUAUCCUUGGAAACCCUGGCACAGGAGAGUAGACGUUACCUUUCGAAGCUACAACAACAACAACAGAAGCUACAUUCGUAUAUCAUUUAUUGUACAAGUUACUGUAUGUUUUAAUCGGCGUGUACAUGUAAUUAUUAACGAUGCAUUGCCGAGAUGUUCAUUUCGUACUUGAUAAAGUUACAAGUCAUUGUUGCAUUGAAAGAAUAAAGAACUUGACAUAUAGUUUGUUAUCUAAUACAUCCUGUCAUUUCAAGAUAUAUAGGCGGACACGCAGUUGAAUAUAAUACUGGCAUCGCGCGGUUAAACAAAGUUCUAUUAUUCACAUCACAUGCGUAUCAAUUGCAUCUUGACUACAAUUCACCAUCCACAUAUAGCACACAUGUACGAAUAUCCACAUGCACGAAGAAUGAGCAGUGUGUACUUUAUUUUAUAAUCGAACUAUAUAGGUGUUAUAAAUAUGCAGGCCCAGAAGUUUGAAUAAAUAUGAAAUAUCUUAGGUUGUAUCUAGCAUCUUCGUAAUUAUCAGUUUCAUACUAGUAAUUUGAUAAAAUAAUCUACUGACCCUUCGUUACCAACUAUCAUAUUACAACCAGUCAGUAUCUCUCGGUCUGCUCGCCCGUUUACAUUCAGGCCUCUGAAACCUGACAACGUGAAGUACGAACAAUGCAGACCAUACAUAAAAAAGCUUAUAUUUAUACAGUCGUGAGGUCUCUGUAACCUGACUGUGUUCAUUAUCUAGAUGUCAAUACCGACGCGUCGAUAUUUUCAAGUUAUUUUGUUUAUUUCAUGACGCAACACCGACAUGAGAUCAUUAUUAUGACUGACAUGUUCAACUGAAAUUAUUGCGCACUAACUCUGCUUCGAGCGAUCUCAAACGAGAAGAACCCAAGUAAUAUGAUAUCAGUGUACAAAUGAGGAUGUGGCUUCAUGUUGACACCGGCGUAAUGUUGACAAGGAUGAAGGUAUCACAUUAUCCUAUUUUUGAUAGCAUGGGUCGUGUGCCUCUACACUUUCUUCCGGGUUACAUGUACAUGUCAUGGGCAUCUUUUCACAUCAAAUAUGCGUAUUUUGUGUUAGCAGUGACUGCACCCAACUACUCUCUGUAGCCAGCGCUAAUUUUCAAUCAUGUUUACUGUACGUGAGACGGAAAUACAUUUUUAUUAAACAUGUGUAAUAGUCUCAAAGCACGAUCAGUCGCAUCCUACGUCGUGAACCACUUCAAGCAGAUAUUUAACAGGUUUAGUAUACUAAUAGUUAUGCCCAUGAAGCUCAUGUUCCUGCAUGAUAAGCACUUUUUGCAAAUACAUAACAAAUAGCAAACAAACUGGUAAUGGUCAAAAAUAUUUUUAAGUGAUGAAAGUAGUUUUCUCUCGUUUCCGUCACAUGUUUUCAUUCCCCAGCAGCAAUGUGUUUUGGCAAAGUCACACUUGUCCGAAAUUAGCUCCUCACAUGUCGAAGUCAUUCGAUCCGUGAAACUUUGCGGGUCCCGGUGACCCAGAUUCCCUGUUGAUUGGCAUGCCAAGUGUCAUUUGCAUAAGGCCAUCCAUAUGUUUUGUAUGUGUUUUUCCCCUCAAACCUCCACUAACUAGAGAGCGGGCGGACGAAUUAAAAUAUAUUAUUUUUUACAAAAUGUCUUUUAAUUAUUGUGUUAGAUAUUUCAUGACAUUUAAAAAAAGUUUGAACACUUGGCACUAGAAUCUAGUCUAUGAAAUAAGUUAUGACGUAGAUCGAGUCGCUUUGCUUUGAAUAAACAACUGAAGAAAGAUAAA